AUGGGAGCGGCAAUAUUUUCCAUUCAUAGCCUACCGGCAACUAGUUCUCAAAACUAUUUCGCGCACAUCAGACGUCUUCGCUGCCAGUGCAUUUUGCGGCAGCACUCAACUUAAAUAAUGCGUUUCUGGAAUGGACAAAUGCUACUACAACUAUUUAUAGCCAUUGCAGGGAUUUUGCAUUCAAUUCAUGGCUAUAAGUUCUUGGGCGUAUUGCACUUCGGUUCAAAAUCACAUUUUAUUGUUGACUCGGCAUUGCUGAAGGGUUUGGCUGAAAAGGGUCAUGAGGUGACAGUUAUUAGUCCAUUUUCGCUCAAGAAACCUAUGAAGAAUUAUGUGGAGAUACCAACACCAUCGGUAUUGAAACUUAUGGAUGAGGAACUUAACAACCUAUUGGACACCACAGAACGCAGUGUCGUGGAAAAUCUUGUGUCAUUUCACAACACUGGUGUCAGGGUGACCGAGGCAGUACUUAAUGAACCGGCUGUCAAACAGUUGAUGGUCUCAAAUCAAACAUUUGAUGCAGUCAUAUGUGAGGUGUUCCUGUCAGAGGCCUUGUAUGGUCUGAGUGAACAUUUUAAGGCGCCUUUGAUUGGUUUGGGCACUUUUGGGGCUGUUGCAUGGAAUACAGAUAUGGUUGGUUCGCCCUCCCCUCCAUCAUAUGUGGCAAAUACCUUUCUACCCUUUACCGAUCACAUGACCUUGGGUCAGCGAAUAAUCAAUUUGGCCAUGUUAAGUUUUGAAAGAUUAUUUUUGGAUUUCUAUUAUCUGCCGAAACAGGAAGAAGUCUUUCGGCGAUAUUUUCCCGAUUCGUCGAGGUCAAUGUAUGAUAUACGGAAAAAUGCUGCUUUGGUGUUGCUUAACACCCAUGUCUCGUUGAGUUUUCCCCGACCCUAUGUGCCAAAUCAAAUCGAGGUGGGUGGUAUGCAUAUAAAUCGCAAGAGAACCCCCUUGCCCGUGGCCAUAGAGAAGUUCAUCAAUGGAUCUCGGCAUGGUGUGAUUUAUUUCUCCAUGGGUUCAAAUAUCAAGUCGGCUAAUUUACCUGUGGAAAAACGACAGGCCAUAAUGAAGGCUUUGAAAUCUCUCAAGCAGAGAGUGUUGUGGAAAUUUGAAGAUCCCAAUUUGGAGGGUAAGCCGGACAAUGUUUACAUCAGUGAUUGGUUCCCGCAGGAUGAUAUUUUGGCCCAUGAAAAUGUCAAGCUUUUCAUAACCCACGGUGGCCUGCUGAGCACCACGGAAAGUAUUUACCAUGGCAAACCGUUUAUUGGCAUUCCCAUAUUUGGUGAUCAAUUCCUGAACAUGGCCAAGGCUGUGGCCAAUGGCUAUGGCAUUUUAUUGGACUACAAGAAUAUUACGGCCGAAGCUCUGCAACAGGCAAUAGAGACAAUGCUCGGAGAUCCAAAAUACACAAUUUUAGUGAGGGCAAUGUCAGAACGUUAUAGAGAUCAACCCAUGGAACCGCUGACCCAAGCUAUUUACUGGGUGGAGCAUGUGGCCCGCCACAAGGGUGCCAAAUAUCUCCACUGUGCCGGUUUGGAUUUGAAUUUCAUUGAAUAUCAUAGCAUUGAUGCGAUUUUUAUUUUGUAUGGUGGCCUCUUGUUUGUUGUGGGUGUGGUGUUAUGGCUGCUGAAAUGUUUGCUGGGUUGUCUGCUGCGGAGAGUGGCCGGGCCAAAGGUGAUCAAGAAACAAAAGAAACAUUAGUGAAGCAAUAACUGAUUAGCUAUUUCGUUAAAAGUGCUAAUAAUUACAGUCAUUUGAUGAAGUGCGAUUUUUUUUCUAAUUUUUAUUUUUUUUUAAUGAAGACCUGGUGAAAUGUGUUGUUUAUAAUUGUUGUUACAAAUGUGUAAUGAUCGCGUAUCAUAUCGUGCAUUUUUUGAAUACAAUGUCUAUUUUAUAAUUUUAAUAAGGUU
This is a messenger RNA of Musca domestica (house fly), 1907 nucleotides long. RefSeq names its product UDP-glycosyltransferase UGT5. The record is from RefSeq and is a predicted model, not a curated record. NCBI's taxonomy places the organism in Eukaryota, Metazoa, Arthropoda, Insecta, Diptera, Muscidae. The transcript has 3 exons. Gene Ontology annotation, molecular function: UDP-glycosyltransferase activity. Bases 118 to 1698 code for a protein of 526 amino acids.